CUUCUCAUCCAGCCAAUCAGCGGACCGCUAUUUUGAUCUUCUAGCCAAUCGCAGCGCAGGAAGCGGGAUUUGUCGGAAUACGGGUGGGAUGACGUCGUUCCAGUGUGUGUGUCCCACGGUCCAGGUGGGGGCGCUAGUUCUGUUACAGUGGGUCUCCAAAAACUAUGAACGUCUGCAUGAUUACAGAGAGAAAAAGGAGCUGAUCUGCUGAAGAUAAAGAGCGGUUUGUUAUUUUUUCACUGUGUUUACUGAAGCUGGUGGAGAAAUGUUCUCUUUUUAAAGAGUGAGAGGUAAAAUAUGUGAAGUAGCAUCCUUCCUCUAGACUGAGCAGAGCCGAGGAGGCUAAUGUUAGCACUUAGCUCUGUGAUUUUGGGUGACGAUGAUGUUUUUCUAGCUGGGUUGGAGAAGAGAAUGAUCCCCUCUUGGAAGUCUGCUCCUGCUGAUAGUGUCCAAUUCCCUGCACAUCUCUAAACUACAUCCAGAAACACAUCAAGAAACGCCAACAAAAGGACAUCACACAGCUGAAAUAGAGAAAGAUGGAAUGUGAGAAUAUGGGGUCCACAGACUCUGGUACAUUCUCUGCUGCUGUUCAUACGGACACAACUCACACAUAUACACAAAAGAUUGUGUGCAAAAAAAGAACUCACCAGUGCUCAGACUGUGGAAAGAGUUUUGCUCUACAGUCUAAUCUCCUAAUACACCAGCGCACUCACACAGGAGAGAAACUGUAUCACUGCUCAGAAUGUGGAAAGAGUUUUGUUACACAGAGUGAUCUCCAAAAACACCAGCACAUUCACACAGAAAAGAAACCGUAUCACUGCUCAGAGUGUGGAAAGAGUUUUACUAAAAAUAGCAAUCUUCAGCAACACCGGCGCAUUCACACAGGAGAGAAACCGUAUCACUGCUCAGAGUGUGGACAGAACUUUAUUACACGGAGUCAUCUCCAAACACACCAGCGCUAUCAUACAGGAGAGAAGCCGUAUCACUGCUCAGAGUGUGGGAAGAGUUUUGUUACACAGAGUCAUCUCCAAACACACAAGCGCAAUCACACAGGCGAGAAACCGUAUCACUGCUCAGAGUGUGGAAAGAGUUUUACUGUACGAAGUCAUCUCCAAACACACCAACGCAUUCACACAGGAGAGAAGCCAUAUCGCUGCUCAGAGUGUGGGAAAAGUUUUAGUACACAGAGUCAUCUCAAACAACACCAGCGCUAUCACACAGGUGAGAAACCGUAUCACUGCUCAGAGUGUGGGAAGAGUUUUGUUUUACAGAGUCAUCUUCAAGUACACCAACGCUAUCACACAGGAGAGAAACCGUAUAACUGCUCAGAGUGUGGGAAAAGUUUUGUUACGCAGAGCCUCCUCCAAACACACCAGCGUAUUCACACAGGAGAGAAACCGUAUCACUGCUCAGAGUGUGGACAGAGUUUUACAGUACGAGGUGAUCUUCAAAGGCACCAGCGUAUUCACACAGGGGAGAAGCCCUAUCACUGUUCAGAGUGUGGGAAGAGAUUUGCUCUACAGAGUAGUCUCCAAACACACCAGCGCAUUCACACAGGAGAGAAACCAUUUUGCUGCUCAGAGUGUGGAAAGAGAUUUAAAUACAAGAGUACUUUCAAAAAACAUCAGCGCUUUCACACAGGAGAAAAACCGUAUCACUGCUCAGAGUGUGGACAGAGUUUUACAGAACGUGGUUCCCUCCAGAAACACCAGUACAUUCACACAGGAGAGAAACCAUAUUACUGCUGUGAGUGUGGACAGAGUUUUACUCGACAGAGUAACCUCCAAAUACACCAGCGCAUUCAUACAGGGGAGAAACCGUAUAGCUGCUCAGAGUGUGGACAGAGUUUUAGAGACAAUGCUGCUUGCAAGAAACACCAACGCAUUCACACAGGAGAGAAAUAAUACUUCAAACAGUAUGUCUCAAAUCAAAAAACAUGUUUUUGAACUGAACACAGGGCUCAGAAAAAAUAUUUUACUAUUUAUCUAAUAAUUUAAAAAAUUAGCUAAUUAAAAGAUGCCGGGUAAAUAAGUAGGCCCUUUCCCCAUUUUUUGUUUUAACAGUAUUGUUCUUCCAACAUGUGUCAACAUGCUCUUAAGCACAUGAAUAAAAAUCUGUAAGCUGCCCAAGCAGUUCAAGUUAUAGUUGAGAAGCCGCCAUUUUAAGAUAGAUAGAUAAAUAGAUACUUCAUUGAUCCCAAAGGAAAUUUCGCAGCCAGUAGCAGUCACACAACACAGAACAGUAGCAGUAGUAAGAGUAAGGGUAAGUGUUGUCUUCUGUGUACCAUGAAGAGUUGUGAUUCAGUUCCAUCUGAACUACACAGUGCUAAGUUAUGCUAUGAAUAACAAUCAUUGAAUAAGGGACAAAAACACUGGUUUUCCAACAUUUUUCAGCAUUGAGGCAGAAUGUUCUGGUGUGGUUUAUCAUCACAAUGAGAGAUGAAUCAAAGGCAUGUCCAUCCUAGCUGCCCAGAGAUAGGACAGCUGUUCUCGCCUGGACUCCGGAGUCACAGAUAGCUGAGGCAGUGCCAUUGACCUUUGUCAAUAGCGCUGUAAACUACAGGCUGAUGUCCAGCAUUGUUUGGUUAUUUUGUUCCUGUUGCCACGUCAUGUAAACCUGGUAAUUUACUGCUGAGUCAAAUCGUGUAUUGUGUUAGAAAAAACACAGUACUUCCAUGAAACUGACUCAUGGAAGCACUGAAGCCAUCACCAUCUUAAAGCACACACUAAAAGUGUGUGAAAGUAUAUAAGUAUAUGAAACAUGAUUCAUCUUAUCCUGUUUAAGUCCACUGGCAACUAAUGUUCCUAGAGUGGGCUUGGCCAAAGCUUAUUUAAAAUGGACUGAAUCAAAAUGGAAAACUGUUCUGUGGUUCUUUUGGAAACCACAGACAUGGUGUCCUGCAUACUCGAGAGGAGAGGGACCAUUCAGCUUGUUAUCAGUGCACAGUUCAAAAGCCUGCGUCUCUAAUGGUCUGGGGUUGCAUUAGUGCCUAUGGCAUGGGCAACUUACACAUCUGGAAAGGCACCAUCAAUGCUGAACAAUACGUAGAGAUUUUAGAACAACAACCCAUCCAGAUAACGUCUCUUUCGGGGAAGGCCUUGCAUAUUUUGGCAAGACGAUGCUAAACCACAUACUACAUCCAUCACAACAGUAUGGCUUCACAGAAAAAGAGUCUGCGUGCUGAACUGGCCUGCAGUCCAGAUCUUUCACCAACAGAAAACUUGGCACAUCAUGAAAUGAAAUAUCCCAGGACUGUUGAGCAGCUAGAGUCCUACAUCAGACAAGAACGGGACAACAUUCCAAUCCCAAAACUAUAGCCAUUGGUCUCCUCACUUCCCAGACAUUUACAGACUGUUGUUACAAUAAGAGGGGAUGCUACACAAUGGUAGACACGGCCCUGUCCCAAAUCUUUUGAGAUGCGUUGCUGCUAUCAAGUU
Messenger RNA from Colossoma macropomum (tambaqui), 3437 nucleotides. RefSeq names its product zinc finger protein 665-like. Gene Ontology annotation, molecular function: RNA polymerase II cis-regulatory region sequence-specific DNA binding; DNA-binding transcription factor activity, RNA polymerase II-specific. Gene Ontology annotation, biological process: central nervous system development; regulation of transcription by RNA polymerase II. The transcript has 2 exons. NCBI's taxonomy places the organism in Eukaryota, Metazoa, Chordata, Actinopteri, Characiformes, Serrasalmidae. Gene Ontology annotation, cellular component: nucleus. The record is from RefSeq and is a predicted model, not a curated record. The coding region runs from base 537 to 1904 and encodes 455 amino acids.